Colius striatus (speckled mousebird) is the source of this 2985-nucleotide messenger RNA. RefSeq names its product phosphorylated CTD interacting factor 1 (gene PCIF1). The coding region runs from base 126 to 2255 and encodes 709 amino acids. The transcript has 16 exons. Gene Ontology annotation, molecular function: RNA polymerase II C-terminal domain binding; mRNA (2'-O-methyladenosine-N6-)-methyltransferase activity. Gene Ontology annotation, cellular component: nucleus. NCBI's taxonomy places the organism in Eukaryota, Metazoa, Chordata, Aves, Coliiformes, Coliidae. The record is from RefSeq and is a predicted model, not a curated record.
CCUGUGUCCGCAGCGGCCCCCGCGGGACGGGCGCGGGACGCCCCGCGCUGAGGAUGCGGCCCCGGCGCGCCAGCGGCCAGCCCCGAGCGACGGCCACGCGUCCCGCCACCUGCAGUUGCUGAGAAAUGGCCAAUGAGAAUCACGGCAGCCCCGCGGAGGAAGCGUCUCUCAUGAGUCACUCACCUGGCACCUCCAACCAGAACCAGCCCAGCUCCCCCAAACCCCUGCGCCUGGUGCAGGACCUGCCAGAUGAACUGGUGCAGGCUGGCUGGGAGAAGUGCUGGAGCAAGCGGGAGAAUCGCCCUUACUACUUCAAUCGAUUCACUAACCAGUCCCUGUGGGAAAUGCCUGUCCUGGGACAGCACGAUGUCAUUUCAGACCCUCUGGGACUGAAUGCAGCUCCCAUGCCCCUGGAAGCUGGGAUGGUCGAUAGCUCUGUGGAGAGCAAGCAGAGGAAGAGGAGAUUCUCUGAGGAGGUUCCACCGAGCGGCAACAGCGUGAAAAAGGCCAAGGUGGACGUGCCAGGGAACUCCUCUGCUCAGCCAGUCCCCAGCUCUCCCAGCAUCCCAGGGAGCUCUGUGCUGAAGGCAUGGUGUGUUUCACCUGAAGAUAAGCAGCAGGCAGCUCUUCUGCGACCAACCGAGGUGUACUGGGACCUGGACAUUCAGACAAAUGCGGUGAUUAAGCAGAGGGCACCGUCUGAAGUGCUGUCUCCACACCCUGAGGUGGAGCUGCUGCGGUCCCAGCUCAUCCUGAAGCUGCGGCAGCAUUACCGUGAGCUCUGCCAGCAGCGCGAAGGCAUUGACCCCCCAAGGGAGUCCUUCAAUCGCUGGAUGUUGGAGAGGAAGGUGGUUGACAAAGGGACAGAUCCUCUUUUACCCAGUGACUGCGAGCCAGUAGUGUCUCCUUCCAUGUUCAGAGAGAUCAUGAAUGACAUUCCCAUCAGGUUAUCCAGAAUCAAGUUCCGUGAGGAAGCCAAGAGGCUGCUCUUCAAGUAUGCUGAGGCUGCAAAGCGGCUGAUUGAGUCCAGGAGCGCUUCACCCGACAGCAGGAAGGUGGUGAAGUGGAACGUGGAGGACACCUUCAGCUGGCUGAGACGGGACCAUUCUGCCUCCAAGGAGGACUAUAUGGACCGCCUGGAGCACUUACGCAAACAGUGUGGGCCCCACGUGUCUGCUGCAGCCAAGGACUCUGUGGAGGGCAUCUGCAGCAAGAUUUACUACAUAUCCCUGGAGUAUGUCAAGAGGAUCCGGGAGAAGCAUCUGGCCAUACUCAAAGAGAACAACAUCCCUGCUGAGGUGGAGGCCGCCGAGGUGCAGGACAGGCUGGUGUACUGCUACCCCGUGAGGCUGGCCAUCCCCUCCCCACCACUGCCCAGCGUGGAGAUGCACAUGGAGAACAACGUGGCCUGUGUGCGCUACAAGGGGGAGAUGGUCAAAGUGAGCCGCAACUACUUCAGCAAGCUGUGGCUGCUCUAUCGGUACAGUUGCAUCGAUGACUCCGGCUUCGAAAAGUUUCUGCCCAGGGUUUGGUGCCUUCUCCGUCGAUACCAGAUGAUGUUCGGUGUGGGCCUGUACGAAGGAACUGGUCUGCAGGGGGCUCUUCCCGUGCACAUCUUCGAAGCCCUCCACAAGCUCUUUGGAGUGAGUUUUGAGUGCUUUGCCUCGCCCCUGAAUUGCUAUUUUAAACAGUACUGUUCGGCCUUCUUGGACACAGACGGGUAUUUCGGAUCCAGGGGCCCGUGCCUGGAUUUCUUCCCUAUAAGUGGCUCUUUUGAGGCAAACCCUCCGUUCUGCGAGGAGCUGAUGGAUGCCAUGGUCUCUCACUUUGAGAAGCUGCUGGAGAGCUCCAGCGAGCCUCUGUCCUUCAUCGUGUUCAUCCCCGAGUGGCGGGACCCGCCGACGCCGGCGCUGACACGCAUGGAGCAGAGCAAGUUCAAGCGGCAGCAGCUGAUCCUGCCGGCCUUCGACCACGAGUACCGCAGCGGCUCCCAGCACGUCUGCAAGAAAGAGGAGAUGUACUACAAGGCCGUGCACAACACGGCCGUGCUGUUCCUGCAGAACAGCGCCGGCUUUGCCAAGUGGGAGCCCACGCCAGAGCGGCUGCAGGAGCUCAUGGCAGCCUACAAACAUUCAGGCCGGACCCUCAGCUCCUCAUCUUCCUCCUCGUCAUCCUCCUCCUCCGUGUCCACAGCAGACAAAGAGCGGGAGCUGGGCCGAGAGCAGAGCAGCAGCCGGGACACUAAUCCCAACUAAGGCAGCAGCGCAGAGGUGCGAGGCGGCAGGGAGGUGCCGGCGCCCCGAGGGAGGAGGCUCCCGGGGCCACAGGAGGGACUGCGACGGCGCAGCAGCGGCACCGGGCCCCUGCGCGGCGGCUCCGCAGCGUCCAACCCCCUGCGACUGCGCGGGGCCGGCAGCGCCCACGGGCCGGGCUGAGCCGCGGCCCCGGCGCCAGGGACGGAACCCAGGGGCUGGGCGGCAGCGCGCGGCGCCGGCCACGCCACGGCACCAGGACAGAGCCGCCCCGGCCGGGCCGCAGACGGCAGGACGGACAGAGGGACGGAGCGAGCGAGCGCCCGGCGCCGCAGCCGCCCGCAGACAGGGCCGGGCAGAGCGCGGGGCCGGCGCCGCUCCGUGUCCAGCGUGUAAAUAGCCGCGUCCGUGCGCCCGCGCUCCUCGCCGGCCGCUCCCAUCGCAUCGUGUUUCUCUCCCCGUGUGCUCCCGUGUCCCCGCCGCCGUGCCCCGUGUCGGGCAGCAGCGGAGCAGGGCAGUUCCUUUGGUGUGUAAAGGUCUUUGCAGCUGUUUUGUAGUCGUUGUGGUUUGUAUGGCGCGGCGCCUCCGGGCGUUAUUUAACCUCCCGGGUUUUGUUUUGUAAGGAUUAAUUUAACACCGCUGACCAUUUUAUUACUUUUAUCAAGAAGAGCAAAGUCUAUUUUUGAUUUCUGUUUCCUAGUUCUUAGGAACAUUAAAAACCAGCAUACAGCUC